Mercenaria mercenaria is the source of this 1735-nucleotide messenger RNA. RefSeq lists its product as uncharacterized. Lineage: Eukaryota; Metazoa; Mollusca; Bivalvia; Venerida; Veneridae. Bases 365 to 697 code for a protein of 110 amino acids. The transcript is spliced from 5 exons. The record is from RefSeq and is a predicted model, not a curated record.
UUGUCAUACGUAAUUUUCUUUAAAAAAUGCAAUUUUUGUUAUUUUAUCUAGGAUCUAAUUUCUGAAGAAAACAUAUACUUGGUGCUGUCAGAGGUUUAUAAAGUUAGAUAACUAUGAAAUGCCAUCUAUAAGAAAAAUAAAUUCUGCUUAAAACCAUUAAAGGAGUUCUGUAAACAGUGAAAGUUCAAACUGGUCAUACUAAGAUCAUUAAGUAAUGAAAUUAAGGGAAAGAUUAUGUUAUGGGUUUGUGUGCGGAAACAUCAAAAAUGUGCAAACUGUUGAGUAAUUUACUUUUAUUAGAUUUACAGUUUUCAGACAUUGACUUUAAUAUACUUUUCAGAAAGCAGUGCAGGAAAAAGAGGCAAUGAUUGUUAAACUUGAAGAGGAAUGCAACAGACUUAGAGAGAUGAUGAAAUCCCAGAUUAGCACAGACAGCACAGAAAAGACAAAGAACAGUAUUUCAGUUGAAAAGAGACAGAGAGUCGAGUCAGAGGAAGUGAAAUCAAGAAAGAAGGUUAAGUUCACAAGUGAUGGAGUGAGUGUUGGGGAUGUUGUUUGGGCUCGGUAUGUUGAUGGCAUUGCAUAUCCAGCAAAAGUGAUGAAGUUCAGUGCAAGCACGCAAAAGUAUACAGUCCGCUAUGUAGAGGAUGGUGUUGUAACAGAAGUAUCUGAUAUGGACAUCAAACAGAAAAAGUGAUUUGAACAAUUUGCAUUUGCUUUUGAUUUUAUGCUGUAUCAGUGUGCCCAAUCACGUGAUCGUGCUACGUCAUUUGAAUUGACUUGCACAGUAAGCGCACAAUGUCGAAAGUGGUUGAACAGGAUUAGCGUUAAAACGAGAAGGCUUUGGUGGGGAAAUCGUAGUUACGGGGGUAUGAUGAAAUGUUAUAAAAAGAUAGAAAAAAAAAAAAAAUUAAUGUGAUAUCUAUACAUGCUGUUUUUUAUAUCAUAAUUCAGUUACAUGUAUUUGGUUUUGAAAAUAGAAGAUGUUAUCAUAUCAAGAAUUCAUUAAAAGUUGUAUUAAAUCUGUGUUAGUAUAAUUAUGGUAUUCUAAGUAUGAUUAAUGGGUGUUGAUAAUUAGUACAUAGUAGUAGAAGUGUAGCAUUUAUUUCUGAAUUAAUUUAAUGAUUUUCAAAAUACCGAAAUAUAUCAGUCAUUUCUUUAAUGAUGUCAUUAGUACAGACUUAGUUUUAUUUAAAGGAAUCUAAUCCUUUUACAUGAUGUUCAAGUUCAACACCUAUUUAUAUUAACUGAGUGCUUCAUGCAUGUUUGAUUUUAGAUAUAGACAUUUUUAGCUCACCUGUCACAUAGUGACAAGGUGAGCUUUUGUGAUCACCAGUCUUCAGUCUGUGCGUCAACAAAAUUUCUUGUCUGCAAGAUAGAGGUUUCAUUUAUGAUUUGAUUUUAACCAAACUUGCACACAACUUGUAUCACCAUGAGAUCUCAGUUCCUUUCUUGAACUGGCCAGAUCCCAUUAUGGGUUCCAGAGUUAUGGCCCCUGAAAGGGCCAAAAUUAGCUGUUUUGACCUUGUCUGCACAAUAGCAGCUUUAUUUAUGAUUUGAUUUUAACCAAACCUGCACACAACUUGUAUCACCAUGUGAUCUCAGUUAUUUUUUUGCACUGGCCAUAUCCCAUUAUGGGUUCCAGAGUUAUUGCCCCUGAAAGGGCCAAAAUUAGCUAUUUUGACCUUGUCUGCACAAUAGCAACUUCAUUUAUGAUUUGAUUUUAACCAAACUU